This is a messenger RNA of Miniopterus natalensis, 795 nucleotides long. RefSeq names its product nicotinamide N-methyltransferase (gene NNMT). The record is from RefSeq and is a predicted model, not a curated record. Gene Ontology annotation, cellular component: cytosol. Gene Ontology annotation, molecular function: nicotinamide N-methyltransferase activity. NCBI's taxonomy places the organism in Eukaryota, Metazoa, Chordata, Mammalia, Chiroptera, Miniopteridae.
AUGGAGUCUGGCUUCACCUCCAAGGAUACUUACCUGAACCAUUUUAACCCUCGAGAUUACCUAGAAAAAUUGUACAGCUUUGGGUCCACACACUCUGCAGAAAACGAGAUUCUUAAGCUUCUUCUGAAAAAUCUUUUCAAUAUAUUCUGUAUGGCUGGCGUGAAGGGAGACCUCUUGAUUGACAUUGGCUCUGGCCCCACCAUCUAUCAGUUCCUCUCUGCUUGUGAAUCUUUCAAGACAAUCAUUGCUACUGACUACGCUGACCAGAACCUGCAGGAGCUGGAGAAGUGGCUGAAGAAGGAGCCAGGGGCCUUUGACUGGUCUCCAGUAGUGGCCUACGUGUGUGAGCUCGAAGGGAACAGGACCAAGGUGCAGGAGAAGGAGGAGAAGCUGCGGCGGGCGGUCAAGCAGCUGCUGAAGUGUGACGUGAGCCAGAGCCGGCCGCUGGGGGCAGCCGCCCUGCCCCCGGCCGACUGCCUGCUCAGCACGCUGUGCCUGGAUGCCGCCUGCCCCGACAUGGCGGCCUUCCGCGCGGCGCUCAGCAACCUGGGCGGCCUGCUCAAGCCGGGGGGCCACCUAGUGCUCGUGGACGCCCUGAGGAGCAACUACUACAUGCUGGGCGAGCAGAGGUUCUCCAGCCUCUUCCUGGACGAGGAGACGGUGCAGGCGGCGGUGAGAGAGGCCGGCUACACCAUCAAGCAGUUCAAGGUGACCUCCCAGCGUUAUUCUUCCAUCAAGACCAACUGCGAAGGCCUUUUCUUCCUGGUGGGGCAGAAGCUGAGCAGAGCUGCGUGA